AUGAAUCAUGUCCAGCCACCUCGCGACAUUGCUAUCGUGGGCGCCGGGUUCGCGGGAGUAGCUUGCGCCCUUGCCAUUACUCAAGAGCUUGGGCCAUCUGUUCCUAAUCUGAAGAUCCGAGUCUUCGAGCGAAGUGAUUAUCCCUCCACGUCGGGAGGUGCAGUCAACUUGACACCCGUGGCCCAGCGGCAUCUCACCAAGCUUGGAGUUAUGCAAGAACUGAACCGAAUGGGCACAUACGGUGGCGCCGAUAUCGAUGCCGUCGAGGUUUUCUCGAUGAACUCCGCCCGUCCCAUCGGAUCCGUCGAUUUCAGAGACCGAGCCGGCAAGAGCUACUGUGGAUUCAAGGGUCGUCGGGUCAUGCGCGUAGUUCUUUUGACGGCGAUGAUAGCCGUCGCCGAGCGCGCCAAUGUGAAGUUUGUCUAUAGCAAGAAAGUCAUCGGUGGAGAAGAGAUUAACGACAGCGCUGUCGUACACUUCGAAGAUGGCACUUGUUCUCACGCCGAUCUUGUUGUCGGCUGCGAUGGGGUUCAUUCCUUAACGCGCACCACCUGGGUUGAUCCCGACUGUCCGUCCGAGUACUCUGGGAUGUCAUUUUUGCAGACUACUGUCGACACCAAUGAGAUAUCGUCGCCUCUACCUUGCGAUUCGGCUCUUCAUCUUUCACGCUACGGUUCCUUGAUCACAACCUACUGCGAUCGUGAUCGUGAGCGAAUAUUCGCUGCCGCCAUUGUGCAAUUCACUGAAGAAGAAAUUGACUGUUACCGUCUGAAGCCCGGCCAAGACUGGGAUACUCGCAAUCGCAUUAAAUCGAGCCUACGAAACCAACUGCAAUGCCGCUUCCGGAAAAGUGCAGAGCCGUGUGUUAAAGAGAUCGUCCACAGCGACCAGGAAUGGAUGUUAUAUCCUGUUUACCUGAUCCGUCCGGGUGGUCGCUGGUGUAUGAAUCGAGUAGCUUUGCUUGGUGAUGCAGCUCAUGCAAUGCCCCCGAUCUACUCCUCAGCGUCUUACGCUCUUGAUGAUGCCAUUCUCUUCGCCCGGGUACUGGCACGUUAUCGGCUCGAGCCAUUGUAUAAUGUCUUCGAUACAUACGAAAAGCUGCGUCGCGAUACAGUUGAUAACGCAUUUGUGGAGUCAAACAGGAUUUGGAACCGAAUGAAGGAUCGGGGUUCUAUGGACGCACGGGUGAGAGAUUGGAAGAUGGCAUCUUAUCUUAAGCACGACAGCCACAAGCUACAGAAGACCUGGAAUGCCGACGCGGCUAUGAUUCCAAUUCCGACUCCAGAAGCCACUGGGCCCCUGUUAUCAAUGCAGACUUUCUUGCGAGCGUCCGUUAAAUAA
Messenger RNA from Penicillium atrosanguineum, 1341 nucleotides. Its product is annotated as FAD-dependent oxidoreductase. NCBI's taxonomy places the organism in Eukaryota, Fungi, Ascomycota, Eurotiomycetes, Eurotiales, Aspergillaceae. The record is from RefSeq and is a predicted model, not a curated record. The transcript is spliced from 2 exons. Gene Ontology annotation, molecular function: FAD binding; monooxygenase activity. The coding region runs from base 1 to 1341 and encodes 446 amino acids.